Messenger RNA from Xyrauchen texanus (razorback sucker), 1385 nucleotides. It is a transcript of the gene gpr25, whose product is annotated as G protein-coupled receptor 25. The record is from RefSeq and is a predicted model, not a curated record. Gene Ontology annotation, biological process: immune response; G protein-coupled receptor signaling pathway. Gene Ontology annotation, cellular component: membrane. The coding region runs from base 1 to 1152 and encodes 383 amino acids. NCBI's taxonomy places the organism in Eukaryota, Metazoa, Chordata, Actinopteri, Cypriniformes, Catostomidae. The transcript has a single exon. Gene Ontology annotation, molecular function: G protein-coupled receptor activity.
AUGGCAAGCAGCACAGAGAUGGCACUCUUUGAUGUUACAAUGAGCUCAGCAGGUGAUUAUGGCUUGGACAGCAACGACCAUGAUCAUUAUUUCAUACUGAACUCAACGGAUGACUAUGUCUACUAUGACCCUAUUGAAAACGAACCGCUGCCCAUGUCCCAUGUCUACAUUCCUGUGCUAUACUACAUCAUGUUCUUUGCUGGCUUCUCAGGAAACCUGUUUGUCAUUGUGGUUGUAGGCAAUCGGCGUAAGAGAAAUGGCCGACUUGUGGACACCUUUGUACUGAACCUGGCACUUGCUGAUCUUGUGUUUGUCCUCACAUUGCCGCUGUGGGCUAUCGCGGCUGGUCGCCAUGAGUGGCCCUUCGGCGAGCUACUGUGCAAGAUUAGCAGCUUCAUCAUUGCUGUCAACCGCUUUUCCAACAUCAUCUUCCUCACUUGCAUGAGCGUGGACCGCUACCUGGCUGUAGUGCGCCUAAUGGACUCUCAGUUCCUCCGGAGCACCAAGUGUGCGCAGAUCACCUGCGGCAUUGUGUGGAUCGUUUCUUUUCUCCUGGGAAUUCCAUCAUUGGUGUACCGUGGAUUGACAGACGGCACAUUGUGUUCCGAGGAUUCGAAAUCCUUGUUUGUCCAAGGAAUUAAUCUUCUGACGAUAAUUCUAACUUUCCUGCUACCCGUACUGAUUCUAGGCCUCUGUUAUGGGUCAGUUUUGGUAAACCUGCGCCGGCAUAGUUUCGCUGCAGCAAACUCCCGUGCAGAAGCCAGACGACGGCACUCUCUGAAAAUCGUAUUCACCAUAAUUUCAGUCUUUCUAGUCUCCUGGCUUCCUUUCAAUGUGUUUAAGAGUAUGCAAGUAAUCUUACUUCUAAGUGCAGGAGAACUAAAUGAGGAUAAAAGGAUGCUCAUAAAUAGUGGACUCACACUGUCCUGCUGCCUGGCAUUUCUCAACAGUUGUGUAAAUCCAGCCAUCUACUUGUUCCUGGAUCAGCAUUUCAGGCGCAGAGCCUACGUUCUGUGUCUGACCUGCCUGGGUCAAGGAGAUGCGCACCAGAGCUACAUCUCCUCUAAUUCUUUCUCUAACGGCACCUCUGAAACCUACCCUGGAAAUUCGUCUAGCCGUGGACGCCUUUUUUCACUCACUCAAAAGAAGUGAAUUCUGCUUUUUAGUCAGCUCUUUCAAGAAAGCUUGGUCUCUCUAUAAAUGAAACUAUCAAAUGAAACUAACACAUACAGUAUUCAUGAUGUUAUUUCACUUUUAGUAAUAAAAGGCAGUAAUAUGCAUCAAUUAAUCAUAGCAUUGCAUUUAUUAACCAUAGUGAAUUUAAUGUAAAUGUUGCAUGGAAUUUUUGUAUUUUGUAUGUAUUUUAUAUAUACUUUUGAGCAAUG